CCCACUUUCUCUCUCUUGAAACUAAAUGAACUUAAAAAAAAUUGGGACUACGCUUUGAGUUAUGUUAGAGUCGAGGAGCACAUGGUGCUAGACACUGGUUUCCCCAACAAGUCUGCACGGGAGAUGUCAGGCAAGUUUAUCUCUGCAUUCAGUCUGAGGCAAAGAGGUAGUAAGAAACUCCUAGAGGUCAUACAGUCGGAUUCAGUAUUUAUUAAACAACUGCACAAUGCAAAUCAUUUUUCUUCCCGUACGGUUCAGUUAGCGGAUACUUAUAAAGUACUCACAAAGGACAGAGCACUUGGUGAAGUGUAAUGCCAGGUUGCAAAGAAAAAAGAUGAUUCCUACUUUCUAGGAGUUUACCGAUUGGGAUGGAACUCGUGGUGUGCUCUAAAUCAGUGCUCCAGGAAAAAAAAAAAAAAAAAAAAAAAAAAACCACCCCGAUUUGUAGUGCUUGCCAAUUUCUGUGGUGUAUGUACUCCCGGCAUCACUGAUUGCAAGCCACCAACUUGAUGUCACUAAACUCGGAGGUGGGAAGAGAUGUGCACAGUUGGUUCUCGGGAGCAGGCUCCAGCCCAGCACUGGGUGAAUCACAUACUAAGAAAACCUAAAUCAGCAAGUGAGUACUAGAGCAUGUCUGGAAAGAUCAGAGCCCGUCAGCCCCUUCUCACCUUUUCAGAGGACCGUGAUCUCAGAGUUGGUAGUCACAAUUAUCCUGGUGUUCUUUUCCUAGAGUUGCUGUCUUUUCAACCCAGACAAAGUCACUGAUGCUUCUUGUUUCUGACAACAGCCCAGCUAUCUGACUUCAUGUGAAAGAUGGCUAAUGCAGAAGUAAGUGUUCCAGUGGGGGAUGUGGUUGUGGUUCCCACUGAAGGAAAUGAAGGGGAGAACCCUGAAGACACUAAAACCCAAGUGAUCUUGCAGUUACAGCCUGUGCAGCAAGGGAUUUAUGAACCUGGGUCCGAGAACAACACAGCAGUCGUGGCAGUAGAAACUCACACAAUUCACAAAAUUGAAGAAGGAAUUGAUGCAAGCACUAUAGAAGCAAAUGAGGAUAUGGAAAUUGCUUACCCCAUAACUUGUGGGGAGAGCAAAGCCAUUCUCCUCUGGAAGAAGUUUGUAUGUCCAGGAAUAAAUGUGAAAUGUGUCAAGUUCAAUGAUCAGUUGAUCAGCCCUAAGCAUUUUGUUCAUCUGGCUGGCAAGUCUACCCUAAAGGACUGGAAGAGAGCCAUUCGUCUGGGUGGAAUCAUGCUCAGGAAAAUGAUGGACUCCGGACAGAUUGAUUUUUACCAACAUGACAAGGUUUGCUCCAAUACCUGCAGAAGCACCAAAUUUGACCUUCUUAUCAGCAGUGCAAGAGCUCCAGUGCCAGGACAGCAGACAAGUGUGGUGCAGACACCCACUUCGGCCGAUGGUAGCAUCACACAGAUUGCCAUCUCGGAAGAGAGCAUGGAAGAGGCAGGGCUGGAAUGGAACUCAGCUCUCACUGCUGCUGUCACCAUGGCUACCGAGGAGGGUGUGAAGAAAGACUCAGAGGAAAUUUCAGAGGACACUUUGAUGUUCUGGAAAGGAAUAGCUGAUGUAGGACUGAUGGAAGAGGUUGUCUGCAAUAUACAGAAGGAAAUAGAGGAGCUACUCAGGGGAGUUCAGCAGCGGCUCAUUCAGGCUCCCUUCCAAGUAACAGAUGCUGCCGUUCUCAACAAUGUAGCACAUACAUUUGGCUUGAUGGAUACAGUGAAGAAGGUUUUGGACAACAGGAAGAACCAAGUAGAGCAGGGAGAAGAGCAGUUUCUCUAUACUCUGACAGAGUUGGAACGCCAGUUGGAAGAGCAGAAGAAGCAAGCUCAGGAUCACAGGCUGAAAUCCCAGACGGUUCAAAAUGUGGUACUGAUGCCCGUGAGCACUCCUAAGCCUCCAAAAAGGCCCCGGCUCCAGCGGCCGGCUUCGACCACAGUCCUGAGUCCUUCUCCUCCGGUCCAACAGCCUCAGUUCACAGUCAUCUCACCUAUCACCAUCACCCCAGUGGGCCAGUCAUUUUCCAUGGGCAAUAUUCCAGUGGCCACCCUCAGCCAGGGCUCCAGUCCUGUGACUGUUCACACACUGCCUUCUGGCCCUCAGCUCUUCCGCUAUGCCACAGUGGUCUCCUCUGCCAAGAGCAGCUCACCAGACACAGUGACCAUCCAUCCUUCAUCUAGCUUGGCACUGCUGAGCUCCACUGCCAUGCAGGAUGGGAGUACCCUGGGCAACAUGACCACCAUGGUGAGCCCAGUGGAGCUGGUGGCCAUGGAGUCCGGCUUGACCUCGGCGAUCCAAGCUGUUGAAAGCACCUCGGAGGAUGGGCAGACCAUCAUUGAGAUUGACCCAGCCCCAGACCCAGAGGCUGAGGAUACUGAGGGCAAAGCAGUCAUUUUGGAGACAGAGCUGAGGACUGAGGAGAAAGUUGUGGCUGAGAUGGAAGACCACCAGCAUCAAGUCCACAAUGUGGAGAUUGUGGUCUUAGAGGAUUAACUGGGGAUCUCAGGGCCAGGAGAUAUGCUUUGGUUUGGAAUUUUAAUUAUUUGUUUAUUUUUAUCAUUGUCCCACUCAUUUCCACAUAGGAUCCUUUUUUUAAAAACAAAAUCUCAUUGUUGUAACUGAAAAUGUUGGGUCCCUCCCUCCCCGUCAUUGAAAAACGGACAAAAACAAGCUGUCCUUCCAGAAAUUGAGAGUAGGUCACUCAAUGUCUAAAUCCUUUUACACAAAGAAAGUUAGUUUUUUUAGGGGAGACAUCAAGACAACCAGAAAUCCUGUCCAGAAAGCCCUUUCCAGGCUAGUCUGUCUGUGUACGCAUGCGGUUUUAUUUUUGUAGAGAUGCGUUGACCAAACUCUGGAACGCAGAUCUGACACUGGAAGGCAACCCACCCACACACGGAUGCAGAAGGAUACUUUAUUUCGUAUCCUGGAAAGGGCCCUCAGAGGCCAGUGCAAAACUCUGAAACAAAAGCAAGUUCAACUGUGCUGGGAGGGGAAGGCGGCAUAGCAGCAGCAGCUUGAAAAGAGAAGUGCUUUGGCCAGGAUGGGGCAAGGAAAUUAUCUUACUUACAGAAGUGCAACUGAUGCCUCUUGACAUCUGUAAGGGUUAUGACCAAGGGUGCCAUUUUGAGGAGAGGCCAGUAAUAAGUGGAAGGGUAUGUCUCCAUGGAACAAGUGGCAUCAGGGGCCUGGGGCCUGUGGCUUUGCAGAAAUAGAAAUCUGGGUUGUCACAACUGUGCUUUGUGAUUCAAGCCCACUUACCCCUCCUUCCCCAACUUUGUCAAAGCACUUAACCCCCUCCCCCACCCCAAACUAGGAUAGAUCCAUUCAUUUGCAAACUGUGUGAUGUGGUGUAAAUGUCUCUGGUUCCUGGACUGUGGCUGUCAUGGGGGUGGGGCUCCAAGGCCAUUGUUUUUAUUGCAUGACUUGGGUGCAGGGUUAUUCCUCAUCCAGACCAGCUGCCCUUUUUGGUGGGGCCCAUUUUUGGCUUUGGAACCAAAAGCAGCCACUCAUUUGGUGCUUCCUCUUGUUCUCCCCUCCAUCCCUCAACUGUUAAUGGCAUCUGUCUCCUGGAUCCCACGCUCUUCAGCUUUUUGGCUGAUUUGCAGAACAGUGACAGGUGCCUGCCUGCCUUCAUCCUCUUUUAGAUUCAUUUAUACCACAGAUGUUUCUGUGAGAUAUUGAGCUCAUGAGAAAAAAAACAAAAGCAAAACAAAACAAAA
This is a messenger RNA of Hyaena hyaena (striped hyena), 3731 nucleotides long. It is a transcript of the gene GMEB1, whose product is annotated as glucocorticoid modulatory element binding protein 1. Gene Ontology annotation, biological process: positive regulation of transcription by RNA polymerase II. NCBI's taxonomy places the organism in Eukaryota, Metazoa, Chordata, Mammalia, Carnivora, Hyaenidae. The record is from RefSeq and is a predicted model, not a curated record. Gene Ontology annotation, cellular component: nucleus. The transcript is spliced from 9 exons. Gene Ontology annotation, molecular function: RNA polymerase II cis-regulatory region sequence-specific DNA binding; DNA-binding transcription activator activity, RNA polymerase II-specific. The coding region runs from base 814 to 2505 and encodes 563 amino acids.